CUUAAACCUUGUCCCAGAACCCCCUCAACCCAGUCGAAACCAGUACGUUUAGGGUGAACGGUCUGCAUAGAGGUGUUGUUGGUGUUCCGUGGUGUUGUUACUUACAUCUCCUUGAUCAGAGGAACAGCAUUUAAACAUGUCGCUGAUGAAGAGUUACAGGAACAAAGACCCUCUGGUCGCCUACACGAUGCAACAUUCACUGAGACAGACAGACGUGCAGAAGCGCUUGGAUGAGGUCACUUUGAAGCACAGACGGGCAGGCAUGCUUGGGGCACCGGAGGUGUUGCAACUGAAUGCCAACCUGAUGCAGGCCAUCGGUGCCAAGAAGGUUCUGGACGUGGGCGUCUUCACUGGCGCCAGCUCACUAUCCGCUGCGUUGGCGCUUCCGGCCGACGGAGAAGUACACUCCCUGGACCUGUGCGAGGAAUAUGUCAACAUAGGAAAACCCUUCUGGGAAGAAGCAGGGGUCACCAAUAAAAUCCACCUGCACAUAGCACCCGCCGGAGACACUCUUCAGAAAUUCAUCCAGGAAGGCCGGCUUGGCACAUUUGACUUCGCCUUCAUCGACGCCGACAAAGUUGGCUACGACAAUUAUUACGAGUGCUGCCUAAAACUCAUCCGCCCUGGGGGGAUCAUUGCCUUCGACAACACCCUGUGGGAUGGUAACGUUAUAAACUCGGAGGACCAGAGUGAGGACACCGUGGCCCUUAGGAAGCUGAACGAAAAACUCAGGGACGACCAACGCAUCAACAUAUCCUUCCUGAAAAUUGGAGACGGACUCACACUCUGUUUCAAGAAAUAGACCUAUGCGGUUCGUGUAUGACAUGCCCCCCCCUCCUCCCUCUUUGGAGGGAGUCUUAAGAUCCACUGUACCAAUGACAAUAUUUUGUAAUGAUUGUAGCAUUUGCUGAACGAUUUUGUUUUUGAUAAUUUAAAGUAUGAAUGUCC
Messenger RNA from Macrobrachium nipponense, 948 nucleotides. Its product is annotated as probable caffeoyl-CoA O-methyltransferase 2. Gene Ontology annotation, molecular function: O-methyltransferase activity; S-adenosylmethionine-dependent methyltransferase activity. NCBI's taxonomy places the organism in Eukaryota, Metazoa, Arthropoda, Malacostraca, Decapoda, Palaemonidae. Bases 137 to 802 code for a protein of 221 amino acids. The record is from RefSeq and is a predicted model, not a curated record. The transcript has 5 exons.